AUGCUUGCUUCUAAAGCUCACGAACUCAUUAAAGAACUUGAUCGUUCUCGUGACACUGUUUUACCUCCUUACAAUGCUGAAACAAUUCGUUUUUGUCAACUAGAAGCAAAUGAAUUAUUUCGUCAAAAUUAUGAAGAUGUUCAAACAGUUGUACAAACUGGUACAGAUAGUAAUAGUAGUGCAAGUUCCGCACCAACUCUAAUGCCAACAAUAAGUAUUCGUCAUGCAGCUAUUCAACGUAUAAAACGUUGUUUACUUGCCUAUGCAUAUCAUCGAAUGAAUAAAAUCAAAUCACUUCGUUGGUCAAUUGGACCUGUUUUACCAGAACAUAUGAGAAAUAAUUUAUCAAUUGAUGAAAUAGAAUUUUUUUCAAAUUAUAAUCAAACAUUAUCAUCAUAUAUGCGUUCAAUUGGUAAUAAUCAUUCAUUAGAUUUAACAUCAUUUAUGAUUCCACCAAAAAAAUUAUUUGCACAUAUUAAAUGUAUACAAGAUUAUGGUCCUUAUGAAACAAGUGAUGGAACAAUUAUACAAUUAACAUUUAAUAGUGAACAUUAUGUAUUAACGUCAGAUGCUGAACAUUUAAUACAACGAAAAAUUGCUGAACAUAUUGUUUAA
Messenger RNA from Adineta steineri, 615 nucleotides. NCBI's taxonomy places the organism in Eukaryota, Metazoa, Rotifera, Eurotatoria, Adinetida, Adinetidae. The record is from the annotation of a GenBank genome assembly.